AUGUCUGACCCCCAAGAUAACCCAGGCACUCCUCCACAACCUACCCCCUCUGACUCAUCCACCCGUCCUCCACCCAGCACAACCCCUCAACCUAGGAGAAGGCGAGUAAAAAUGCUUGCUCGUAAAACGGUGGAAACUGGUGCUCUUUCAAAGAAAUUAAACGAGAAAUUAAAGGCAAGCCAAGCACAAGAUUCUGAGAACUCAGACGAUUUGUUCAAAUCUGCGAGUGAGGGGGAAGGAACUGGUCUUCUGACUCUGAGAAGGCUCAAAACUCCCCUUCUGAGGAAUGUGGAAUUGCCUGUGUCAAGAAGGAGAGGUGGUAAAAAUAAAGGUGAAAAAGAAAAGGAGAGUGAGGGGGCAAGCAGUGAUGUGAGGGGAAUAGGGACAGAAGUGGUUGAUUCGUCACCCACCUCUGAGAUGGUUAGAGCAGCAAUUUGUGGGACUGAGGAUGAAAUAGUAGGAGAAAGUGGCAAGAAAAUAGGGGGAAGUGGAUCAGGGGAGGCUACUGAAGGGUUGGUUAAUCUUAGUUCACAGGGGAGAGCCACAAGAAGUAUAGUGAAACAGAGUGAGAGUGAAUUACAAAAGGCUUUGGCUGAAAGCAAGAAGAAGAGGAUAGAUAAAGGAAAAGCCAAGGUCCAUCAGGAGGAACUUACAACUGUGGAGGUUCAGACCCCCAAGCUUGAAAAGACCAAGACCUCUUCAAAGAAGUCUCCAUCAGGGUCUAAGGCUGCUGAAUCUUCAUUGGCCAAAAGGACAAGGUCUGUAGUAAAAAACACACCAGUUAAAAUUGCUGAGGAUGAAGAAUGGAGUGGUAAAGAAGAGAAGGUCAAGGAUGGCAGAGUUACCAGCCAUGUAAAAGGAGUUCCGGUGACCUUCGAUGCAGAGAAGCUGGGUGAGAUUCUUGACAUCCCUGCUGAGGGAUAUGAUGACUACACUAGGCAAAGAUGGCCCAAAGCCGAAUAUCGUGCUCUUGCUGUUGCCACAGCUGAGGCAACCUGGUUGCAGUUCAUUCUUCGCGACCUUGGUGUUUUCCUUUCACGACCUCUCUUAGCGAAAGUUACUCAUGGAUUACAAAUUCUAGUAUAUGGUAUCAGAGCUGAAUCCUGGCACCAUGACAGUUCCAGAAACUCGAGCAAAGGCCACAGAGGAAAAUGUCAAAAAAUUAGAGACCCAGUUGCAUAG
Molecule: messenger RNA, 1182 nt
Organism: Nicotiana attenuata
Lineage: Eukaryota; Viridiplantae; Streptophyta; Magnoliopsida; Solanales; Solanaceae
Product: triadin-like
Exons: 8
Coding region: 1-1182 (393 amino acids)
Source: RefSeq, a predicted model, not a curated record